Entamoeba invadens IP1 is the source of this 2367-nucleotide messenger RNA. RefSeq lists its product as hypothetical. The record is from RefSeq and is a predicted model, not a curated record. The transcript is spliced from 2 exons. Gene Ontology annotation, molecular function: protein binding; U3 snoRNA binding. NCBI's taxonomy places the organism in Eukaryota, Evosea, Mastigamoebida, Endamoebidae. Gene Ontology annotation, cellular component: nucleolus; small-subunit processome; 90S preribosome. Gene Ontology annotation, biological process: endonucleolytic cleavage in 5'-ETS of tricistronic rRNA transcript (SSU-rRNA, 5.8S rRNA, LSU-rRNA); endonucleolytic cleavage to generate mature 5'-end of SSU-rRNA from (SSU-rRNA, 5.8S rRNA, LSU-rRNA). Bases 1 to 2367 code for a protein of 788 amino acids.
AUGGAGGUCAUCCCAACCAAAAAAGAACAAAAUUUGAUUCAACAGAUUUCGAAAGAAGACAUCACAAAGACGUGUUAUGCUGGUGGGUCUGUCAUAUCAACAACAGAUGGGACGUUGUGUUGGGUAGCCGAAGAUGGAGUAACGAUCAAUGUUGGGUCGAUUCAUGGCGAAGUUAAACACACGUACCCCGGCGAUUCGACUGAAGUUAUAGUAUCGGCCGUAUCGAAGAAUAACAAAUACUUAGCAGUCUCUUACGCUUCGGGGUUGAUCUAUAUCUAUGACCUUGAUAUCCCACGAACCCAAAUAAUGAUUAUAAAGACUCCUAAAGUGUCUGCGUUAACGUCACCAGUCACUGUAUCUCUUUGCUUCAGUUUUUCUAACAUGUUCAUUGCGAUGGGGAGUAAUGAUGGAUAUGUCCGAGUGUAUGACUUGGAAAACAAGUACUUCACGCACGUCUUGGUAUUCUCACAUGGACUUGUGACGUCCCUUCUUUUCGACGAUACUAACAAGGACAAUUUUUACGUCUACGCAGCGUCAGAUAACAUCGAGAAUAUCAGACAAUUCAAUUUGAUGACUAAGAAGUCCGCGGAUUUCUUCGGACAUUUGAACGGAGUCGUUUCGAUGUGUUUUGAUGAGGACUACAAUUUGGUCUCUGCUGGGAAAGACAAAGCCUUAAUAUAUUGGGAUAUGAAAACAAAGAAGCCGAGUAAGACGGUGAUGAUCCCCGAUCCUUUAUUAAUCAAAUUUAUUGGAGAAAAGUAUGUGAUAGCCAGUACUGACGGCAAGAUCUACUUCUUAAAGGAGAAUAAGAUAUGCUGGGAGAGUGGAGAGGACCAACGAUUACUUUCACCAAACACGUUGUUACUCACGUCCGAUACUCUGAUCCACGUCAGUUAUGAUGGAUACUUCAUCUUUUAUUCGUUUAGUGGUGAAGUCGUCAAUUAUGACUGUUUUGAUCGAGACUCUGUCAUCUAUUGCCUUCCACUUACUUUUGAGAAUAAAGUGGAGUCUUCGGAGUCAUCGAGUGAUUCAAAAGAAUUGAAAGCGGAAGAAGAAGAGGAAGAAAAAGAGAAGGAAGUUCCACAAAACAGUUUGCACGCAACGCACGUGUUAUUAGUGAACAAUUCCAACGCACUUGAAUUAAGAGAUUUGGUCACUCAUACCUCCAAAAUGUAUUAUGGUCAUGAAGCUACUAUCAUGUGUUGUGAUUUUUCCAAAGACAAGAAUCGCUUAAUAGUUGGGUAUUACGAUGGGUAUGUAUCUGUCUGGGAUGUUCUCACUAUGAAAGAGUUGUAUUCGUUUGAAUCGCAUAGUGGUCCCGUCACUGCAAUUGCACAUUCCAUGUCGAAGAAUUCAUUUGCGACGGGGUCGAACGACAAGUUUAUUAAAGUCUAUAAAUACAAUGAUACUCAAGCGAAACAACUGGAUGCUUUUGCAGCUCAUUCCAAAGAGAUCCAAUACUUAAAAUACUCCAAAAAGGAUUUAUAUUUGGUCUCCUGUUCGGCAGACAAGACUGCGAAGUUGUGGGUACCAAAGCAGAACUAUGCGCUUCAAGGCAUCUUAAAAGGACACACCCGUGCAGUUGUUUCUGCUGAUUUUUCACCGAUUGAACAGGUGGUGAUGACGUCCUCUGUUGAUGGUACCAUUCGCAUGUGGAGCGUGAAGUCCUUGUCUGCCUUAAAAACGUUCCAAGGGCACAACGGUGGAGUUCAAAAGGCCAUUUUUGUGAAUAAAGGAGUUCAAGUGCUUUCCGUUGGGAACGAUGGGACGACCCGCUUAUGGACGAUCAAGAGUGGAGAGAAUGUUCAGACGUUGGAUACCAAUACUUCCCGACUUUGGGAUAUAGAGGGAUAUAAUAAAGAAUUCAUCGUGUGUGGAGAUGGUGGAUUUGUCUCUUUGAUUCGAGAUGUGUCCAAGGAAGUCGUUCAAGAGCGCAUUAAGACGCGAGAACAGGAAAUCAUGUUAAGUCAGAAGUUGAUGAAUUUAACACGUAGCGGGAAGUGGAAAGAGGCGUUACGUAUCUGUGUGGAGUUGGGAUUACCAAAAGAAGCGUUGAACUGUUGCUAUCAUUGCGAUGUGAAAGAGGCGAUUAGCGACUGGGACGCGACACUGGGGCAGAAGUUUUAUCAGUUUGCGAGAAAGUGGAACGAAAGAAAUGUCACUAUGGCGGUCGCCCAAAUUGUGAUGGAAGCCAUUUUCAUGAAGUGGACGUUGGAAGAUAUACUCGACGAACAGUUGAAGAAAAGUCUGCAAAGAAUGAAGGAAUUAAAUACUAAACACUUGGAAACCCUCGAUGGGUACUAUAGAAAGGCUUUGUUCGUGAAGUAUGUCGCAGACGCUCUCAAUCCACUCCCAGACUUGAUUUGA